GAAGGGGGACAGAAAGAGGAGGUUGCAGCUUAGAGUACAGUAGGGCAGACUGCCCCUAUUAUGCUAAGGCAGAACUCCUUGCUGAUUAUCUACAGAAAAAUUUGCCUAACUUCAGGAUACACAAGAUUACUCAGCAUCCAGACAACUGGGAGAAGUGGCUGCAGGAGAUCUGUGAACAGAAUGGAUGGAAACAUAAGCACUCUCCAAUUAUUUGGAGGGAAUUGCUGGACCGUGGAGGAAAGGGCUUUCUUCUGGGAGGAUUCAAUGAUUUCCUUGAACAUGCUCAGCAGUACUAUAACAUCACAUCAGACAUGAUGACUGAAGAGAUGCUCAUAAUAGCUAAGGAGAACUUGCAGACUCACACAGAAACCGAGACAGAGGAAGAAGAACUUAAAAGUCUUAUCAAUCCUCUGCAUAUUUGGAUAAACAGAGCAUCUGCUCAUAUCUGCUAUCAUCUGAUCCCUUUGUUAACCAAUGGGGAAAUAUUUGGGAUGGAAACUGAGAUCAGCCUUCAUUUGCUUGACCGAAAGAGCUGCAAAGAACUUCUUGAAGCUACUGUUAUGGAGACCCAAGACUUAGCAUCCCCUGUCCUUCGUAGUGUCUCUUUGCACAUCGAAUUGGAUGAAGCUUUUUUUGAGGCCGAUGUUAUCAUUUUGCUCGAUGACAUCCUUCAGGAGACAAUCCCAUCUGUUGAAGACUGCAUCCACCAAGUGACAAAUCAGUGUGAAAUAUACGGUCCUCUGAUAGAGAAAAAUGCCAAAAGCAGUGUCAAAGUUGUUGUGAUGGGGAAAACCUUUGCUAACCUUAAGGCAUUGAUGCUUAUGACACAUGCUCCAUCCAUUAACCCUCAGAAUAUUGUUACUGUAACCAUGCUCUUGGAAAGUGAAGCCAAAGCCAUGUUGGCAAGAAAGCUGCAUAUGCAUCCAGCAGGAAUAAAAAAUCUCCUUGUCUGGGGUAAUGUCAGUGGAAGCAGCUUCAUUGAUCUGAGUAAAACAGAGCUCUAUAGUUAUGACAGUGCCAUCUGGGGCCCACCAAGCUUUUUCCGUCCCUUGUUGGAUGUCCUGUUUGAUAGUGAAUGGAUGCGAUCUGAAUUUGUGGUUGCAUUGAGUUCACUGAGUUCUUGGGAAAUUCACUGUGUAGGCAUGGCACCUGCACAUACCAUUGCUACGGUGCUGAGGUAUUGGUACCAGGACUCCCCACCAGGAGAAAUGGUCUCCCUGGGAGUAAUCAGUGAAGGUCAGUUUGGACUUCCUGAGGGGAUUGUCUACUCCAUGCCUGUAAGAUUCCAGAAUGGCAGCUGGGAGAUCUUUACAGAACUAGAAAUUAGCGAGAAAACCCAAGAGUAUCUUCAGAUUCUAGCCUGUGAUCUGAUUCGGGAAAAACAAGUUGCGUUAGGUGAAGUAGCAGAAAUGUAUCCACAGAGGAGAGGCACUCGUGUGGCAUGUAAUUAUUUAAUGGAAGAAGAUCAAGUAUUCCAGGCUGAACAGGACCUUGGGAUUUCAACCAGUGGCCAAGGAGUCGCCUUGGAAAAAGAUGGUGCAACUAUAGGUGAAGAGACUGAAGGUUUUCCUAAUGAGCUAAAUGAGUCAAAAAGUCCAGAAGAAGGAAACAUCGAAGAACUCAUAGAUGGAAAUGUUGAGGAACCUAUUGACGGUAGACGAAGUAGCUAAAGAAAAUGAAAAUUUUACUCUUUGGUGUGUAGGGAGCAGCUAUAUUCCUUUAUCAAACAUACAGGGAAAGCUCCAAUUAUGCCAUGAGAGUGGCUGUAUACUCUACCCAGCAUGGAUUUUUUGCAUUCUGCAGUGUUAAAUUGAAAAUGCCCCCCAUGCCAUUCUACUGCUUCCCAUAAGCAUAUUUCAAAACAAAACCCUACGAAACCUAU
This is a messenger RNA of Rhineura floridana, 1882 nucleotides long. It is a transcript of the gene MDH1B, whose product is annotated as malate dehydrogenase 1B. NCBI's taxonomy places the organism in Eukaryota, Metazoa, Chordata, Lepidosauria, Squamata, Rhineuridae. The record is from RefSeq and is a predicted model, not a curated record. The transcript has 12 exons. Gene Ontology annotation, biological process: tricarboxylic acid cycle; oxaloacetate metabolic process; malate metabolic process. Bases 312 to 1670 code for a protein of 452 amino acids. Gene Ontology annotation, molecular function: L-malate dehydrogenase (NAD+) activity.